Messenger RNA from Hevea brasiliensis (rubber tree), 2396 nucleotides. RefSeq names its product glycosyltransferase BC10. Lineage: Eukaryota; Viridiplantae; Streptophyta; Magnoliopsida; Malpighiales; Euphorbiaceae. The transcript is spliced from 2 exons. The record is from RefSeq and is a predicted model, not a curated record. Bases 1131 to 2330 code for a protein of 399 amino acids. Gene Ontology annotation, molecular function: glycosyltransferase activity. Gene Ontology annotation, cellular component: membrane.
CACUAUAAUUAGUGGACAUUUAACAACUUUCUUUGGUUAUUAAUAAAUGAACAUAGUCUAGUUAUGAGCUCACCCCUUCAAGCUCUCCCCAGGGAGGUUCACCAGGAAAUUUCACAAUGACAGUACAACUAGGGCUGAGCCAAUGUCGGUUUGGUUUGAAAAAUCUUAAAACCAAAUUAAUUGAAUUUAAUAAAAAUUUAAACUGAACUGAUUAAAGUGAAAAAUCAAAUUGAAUCAAACAGAAUUGAUUUAGUUCGAUUUGAUACAGUGAUUUUCACUUGCAGAAACCAUUUUCAUUUACAACAGUCCAAUAAAAAAAUUUAAAAAUCUCAAAGAAAUCCAAUCAGAAACUUAAAAAUCUUUGUCUUCAUUGUUUGCUGUAAGACAUGAAUAUUUUUGAGAGCAGGGAUUUGAUCUAACAGUCAAAUUACUGCAAUUUUCUAUCUUAAUAUGGACUAGAUUGGUGAGGGAAGAAAACCAAAAAGUUCUAAUCUUUAUCAGAAAAUUAAUGGACAUGUUAUUUGUAACAAGCGCCCUGUCGUUUCAAAGCCUGGGGGAUUUUUCUUUUUCCAUCGAUGAGGAACAACGUUCUUCUUACCAAAGGAAUCUAUUCCCUUCUCCAAAAUUUGGAGUUGAAAAUUUCAAUCGAGAAUGGGACACAGAAGAAAAACUUACCUGGGACAACAAUAUGUUACCGAAAACCAGAUCCUUGUCGUAAAAUAUUACCAAUCUUUGCAAGGGAAGGAAAAGUUCAUCUGACGACAAGGAAACUUUUCCCUCGUCUGGAACUUCCUAGAAAAAACUAACCCUGCCUUUUUCAUGUAUGGGAGCAUAUGAGCCACGAUAUCCAGUGAUUCCAAUCAUUUUUUUUUUCUUGGUAACGCUCCAUUGCCAAUAUCUGUAAUGUGUAACUUCUGAUUAUUUCUCAGAAAAUCAAGUGCGGAUUGUAAUUCACACUAUUAACCCUGCUGCUCCUGGCACUUCCCAUGUGCCAAGCUCCUGAGCCAAUGAUCGAAAACGUUUCAGGCCUUAGCCAGUUCUCCACCACGGGUUCAUAGCUUUAAAACCCUUGGCUAAUUUGCAUGAAUGAUGAACAAAUCUUUUCUAGCUACUAAAAAUUGGGAAGGAAGAUGAAACAGAGUAGGUUCACUGUGUUCGUGAAAGAUCUCUCCACACGCUUCAAAAAUGAAGUUAGAGGAGGCAGUCUUCAUGUCACAGCUUCCAUAGUACUAUGUUUAUCAAUCGCAUCAACUAUGGUAAUUCUUGGAAUGUUCAUUAAUGAUCAUGUCAAAAAAUAUUUGGCCUUAUCAGAAAAUCCAUACUCAUAUUCACUUUGCAACUCUUCAUUGUCUUCUCCUUCCUUACCACCAUUAAUCCAAUUUCCAAUUACAAGUGGAAGUUUCAGUGAUUGGAUAUCGCCCAAGGAGGUUUGGCAUUCCAUGAACGAUAAAGAGCUCCUAUGGCGUGCCUCAAUGGUGCCACACAUUGAUGAAUACCCCUACAAUCGUACACCAAAGGUUGCCUUCCUGUUCCUGACCAGGGGAAGAUUGCCUUUGGCACAACUAUGGGAGAAGUUCUUCAAGGGACAUGAAGGCCUCUACUCAAUCUACGUCCAUACUUCACCAGAAUUCACUGAAGUACCGCCAGAAUCAUCGGUCUUCUACAAUCGCAGGAUACCGAGCAAGCCAGUUGAGUGGGGGAGAGCAACGAUGGUGGAUGCUGAGAGACGUUUGCUAGCCAAUGCUCUACUUGACUUCUCCAAUGAAAGAUUCGUACUACUCUCUGAAACAUGCAUUCCUAUCCUCAAUUUCACAACAAUCUACAAAUACCUCAUCAACUCUAAGCAAAGCUUCAUAGGGUCAUUUGAUGAUCCAAGACACAACGGCCGCGGCCGCUACAACAAGCUGCUGUGGCCAACCGUGAAUUUGUCCGAUUGGCGGAAAGGUUCUCAGUGGUUUGAACUUGACCGGAAGCUCGCCGGGAAGAUGGUCUCCGAUGUGAAAUACUAUCCUGUUUUCAGGGAGCAUUGCAAGCCUCCUUGUUACAUGGAUGAGCAUUACUUGCCAACUCUUGUGACCAAAAUUUGGCCUGAGCUGAACUCAAAUAGGAGCAUUACUUGGGUUGAUUGGUCUGCAGGUGGUCCACAUCCUGCAAGAUUUUUGAGAAAGGAUGUUUCUGAAAAUUUUUUGAAUCGGAUCAGAAAUGGGAUUAAUUGCACUUAUAAUGGUUCCAUUACUAAAGUUUGCUUCCUUUUUGCAAGAAAGUUCCACCCAAGCACUCUAGAGCCUUUGCUAAGGAUAGCUCCAGCAUUGCUUGGUUUUAACUCAUAGCACAUGUUACAAAUUAGUAAAACUGAAAUUUUAUUUUGUUAGUGAAAUCGUUUGCUGAUUGGUUAA